This is a messenger RNA of Phaeodactylum tricornutum CCAP 1055/1, 804 nucleotides long. RefSeq lists its product with no specific name. NCBI's taxonomy places the organism in Eukaryota, Bacillariophyta, Bacillariophyceae, Surirellales, Neidiaceae. The transcript has a single exon. The record is from RefSeq and is a predicted model, not a curated record. Bases 1 to 804 code for a protein of 267 amino acids.
AUGAGAACUGGAUUGCUUGCCGUCAUCUUCCUCUUCCUCGAACGCUGGCGCCAUUACCAGGCCUUGACACAAACGUCGUUUCGACCGCAGCACCACAGGUUAACGCAACGAGCGCCCCCAUCCGCACUCUUUGCCACAGAACGAACACACACAACGCGCGCCGUCUUUCUCGCGACGUGUGUUGCCUCGGUGACGUUUCCCGGACACGCCUUUGACGGCGGUGUUGGAGGUCUCGGAAAGACUCGACCCGAAACGGGUGUACUUUUCUUUCCGGGAUCAUCUCCGUUCCAAAAUGCGGACGGUCUCGUCACGGCCGAGUUGGUGACGGCCGGCGCCUCCAAUCAACCCUACCGUGUCAGCUUUCGUACCCCGUGGCCACUGUUGCCGACCACAACAGGUCUCGAAUCACGUGACUUGCAAACAUCCGAGUCUGCCUUUGUACAGGUGCUGGAAAAUACCCCGCUGCCGACGUCCACCGCGAAUUUUGCCACGCUUGUACAGAAUUCCGUGCUGGCGUCACAAGGCAAGUUUGGUGCCUACGGCAGUCCGACCGACGUGAAAGUGAAACGACUAGACUCGGCCGUCGGCACCGGGUUGACGUAUUCCGUCCGCUUUGUUGCUUUGACUCCCGGUCAACGAGAAAGUGAGCGGCAACUGCUGAUCCGGUGCGUCCCGAUUGCGGACAGCUUGGUGUUGCUCCUGGCCGGCACGACGCGACAGCGAUUUGCCACACAACAAGGCACGCUGCGGGACAUUAUCGAUAGCCUGGAAGUCGUACCCACUCCCGUCCGGCCGCUACGCUAA